Messenger RNA from Phytophthora sojae, 276 nucleotides. RefSeq lists its product as hypothetical. The annotation marks the transcript as partial. The transcript has a single exon. The record is from RefSeq and is a predicted model, not a curated record. NCBI's taxonomy places the organism in Eukaryota, Oomycota, Peronosporomycetes, Peronosporales, Peronosporaceae.
CUCGUGUACCCCAGUAGCUACAUCGUCGUCACUGCUGUCGCCCUCGUGGCACUGCAACUGCAGCAGAUUGCGGCGUCAUCACUGCAAUUCGACCCGUACACCACGUGUAAUUCCUACAACAUCGGCGACAAGAACUUCCCCGGCCGCGGCACCGAGAUCGAAGACGACGGCAAUUGUGUCGUCACUGUGCCCGAGAUCCCCGACUCGCUCAAGCACUCUGAAAUUUCGGCAGUACUUGUGGCGGACAAGAUGUUCCUGUGCAUCUGCACUAACUGA